Molecule: messenger RNA, 930 nt
Organism: Podospora pseudocomata
Lineage: Eukaryota; Fungi; Ascomycota; Sordariomycetes; Sordariales; Podosporaceae
Exons: 4
Coding region: 1-930 (309 amino acids)
Source: RefSeq, a predicted model, not a curated record
AUGGUUGAGUCCCGGCCACGACGCGUCACUGCAGUAACUUUGAAGAGAUUCCCUGAUCCACAUUGGUUUCGAAAAAGUUUAAGCUUAAUUCAGUUACAUAUACUAUUCUUCUGCCCCGGUGUUUCGCUUUUUUCCAUUUCUCUCUUUCAUGCCACCGCAGUCAUUCCAGCGCUUGCAAACGAUAUGGCACCACACGCCAUCGACUCCAUGCCCUCGGGGCAAUGUGUUAGGUUGAUGAGCGAGAAGUUCAUCCACAAGAGCGACAUCAACCAGAUCACACCGCGGAUGGACCAGGGAGGCUUUGGCCACCCUUGCAUUCUCCUGAAGCGGUCGCAUGAUGGGUCCAUGGCCCUGAUUGCGUUGAUCUCGUCGUUCGGGUGCUCUUCACGUGGGACCGCGCAAGCUCCAUGGGGGAGGCCAGACCUCAGGAAGAUACAUCCCGACAAGACGGUUUUCCGCGCAGCCGCCAACUGCAACUCGGAAAGGCCCGAUCCCAGUCGGCCUUUCAUCCAGCUCCAGCACGGCAUCCACUUCAACUUCCCGACGUGGAUCGACGAGAACAAGCAACUGACGAGGGAGUCCCUCUCUGACCUCCUCGCUCACAUGCGCCAGGCGGCUCCGCAGCGCUGGCGCGACGUCAACAACGCCAUGGUGACCACCGCCACCACCACCGCCUCUGGGCCCUCUCUCGCCGGUUUGCAAACGCCGCCGUCGACUCCACUGGCGCCGUCGUUUGCGGGCAACACCGAUAAGAGGAAGAGGCGGACGUCGUCACCAAAUGGGGAAAAGGACUGCAAGGUCCAGAAGGUUGAAGAGUGGAGGCUAUCGGCCGGGCCUGUCGGUCAGUGUUGUGGUGGUGUGGUGAAAGAGGAGGGAGAUGGUGGGCAGUGGUGCACGGUUGUGCAGAAGAGGAAGAGGGGGAAGAAGUAA